Messenger RNA from Bursaphelenchus okinawaensis, 6140 nucleotides. The record is from the annotation of a GenBank genome assembly. Lineage: Eukaryota; Metazoa; Nematoda; Chromadorea; Rhabditida; Aphelenchoididae.
AUGCUUUUGAAGGUUUGUUUUGUAUUUUUAAAUAUAUUUUUGGCCAUAUUUUAAUAGAAUUUGACCAUUAUAUUAACUUUGACAUCUAUUUUUAUCCAAAAAACGCGAAAAAUCUAGGAUUUUCUGUGGUUUUCUACCAUUUUCGAUUAAAUUUACUAUCAUAAAAUAAUUUUCAUUAGUAUAUUAUGUUAUUCUCGUAUUAUCCUAAUGUUUAUCUAUGAAAAAAUUUUGUUUUCAACCUAAUCAGCUCAAGUUUUUAAUCUAAAAUUGGCCAAAACUGUUUUGUAAACCGAGUUUGGGCCCUUUUUCAUCCCUAAAAUAAUAUAAUUUUGGCCGUAAUCUCUCCAAGCUCAAAAAUAAUUAGCUAAAGUUGAUGUGGAAUCAUAACACUAGUCUUGGUAAUACUGUGAAUUGAAGGUGAUGUCAUGUAGCGGCAGUUUUUUGGUUUAUAUUGAGGGUUUAGUCUAAUUUUUGGUCGGAAAUUUGUUUUUUUUCCAAAAUUUAUUUGUUUUGCAAUCUUUUUUGUCUAUAUUUUGUUAUUUAUAAGGUCAUUUACAAUCUUUGAUGUUAUGUGAAGGUUUAAGAAGCAAUUUCUGAAGUUUUUGUGAAGUUACGUUAAGAUUGAAUAGAUUUAUAUUGUGUUAUGUUAAGGUGAAGAUUUCUUGCGUUUUUUGAUGUUUUAGGUAAUAAAUUGUGUAAAUGUUGAUGAAAAACAGGUUUUUGUUUUAGUGAUUAUGUAAAAUUUCUUGUUUUAGGAAGCAAUCUACAAAAUUUUGAGUUUUCUUCAAAUUUUAGAUAACAUAUUUUAAAAUUUGAAUUUUCUUUAAAUAAUGCUAAUCUUUUUGAAGAACUUUGAUAUUAUAGGUUUAAAAAUUUUGAAUUGUAAAUUUUCUGUAAUUUUCGGGUGGAAAAUUUUAAAAAAUUCAGUUUAAUAUUUUUGUUACCUAAAUUUUAAAAUAAUCAAUGUUUGCUGCUUUGAAGCCUUAAAUGUCUUAUUGAUACUAUAUUUAACCCAUAAAUCUUCUUCUAGUACCAAAUAUCUUGAUUUAAAAAAAAUUGUUACCUAAAAUUUAAACUUCAAUAAAUAGUUUUACUCUACUUUAACAUAAAUUACUUUGGCUUGCUGUACCUUAUUAUGUUUAUUUUAUUUCAAUCUUAACUUUUCAAAUUCUAGAUGACCGCAGGCCAAAACCCGCCCAACAUUGCGUACAAUUACCUGAAUUCGUUUGACUCGCCCAGCGCUCCUCACUUCAAUGGGAUGCCAGAGUUCUUCAACCAGUCGAUGUUCAACCCGAUGGACUACUAUAGUCAGCAGAUGGGGCAGAACAUAGUCAAUCAGACUGGACCUUCAUCUCCUGGAGACAUUAAGCCAUUUAGAGAUGAGAUCUCGUCCUCGCCUGAGGCCAACUUUGUCACGAAUACUAGUAGUCCAUUCGAGCCCUAUAAUAAUAUCGUUUCGACGGCUUCGGCGUUGAAUUUUGGAGCUGGUGGAGCGAUGGGGACGGCGAUGAAUCCGAUGGGGAGGAUGAUACAGAGUGGACUGCAGAGCGGCUUCUUUCCGACGGUAAGUUUAGGGUUUUAAGGGAAAAUGGCAAGAACUUUCUUGACAAGUUGAAAAAUGGCAAGAACUUUCUUUACAAGUUGAAAAAUGGCAAGAACUUUCUUUACAAGUUGAAAAUUGGCAAAAACUUUCUUUAUAAAACAAAAGAUGACAAAAACUUUCAUUCCAAAACAAAAAUUUUGAAUUUUUUUUUAAAAUGGCACUUUGUUAUCAAUAGCCUUAUUUGCUUAAAAAAAUUUAGAAUGACAGUCCAACCACAUCGUUCGCCUCCUUCCCAUCUUACCCAAACUCUUCGUAUUAUAUGAAUCCAAUGCUGGCGCAGUCUAGGCUUAACCCGAUGGACUUGAAUACGUCCUUUUGUUCGGAUUCUAGGCUAAAUUUGAAGCAGCGAGAAGAUAAAAAUCACAAAACUGGCGCUGGAACUAAUAGUAAGUUGAAGGAUAAAGUAUUUUUGAUAGUGUCGGUACUAUAUGUUACAGUAGUUUUGGGUUCGAGGGUACUGUGUUAUACCUUUAGUUUUGGCUGAGGAGGUACUGAAUUAUAGAAAGGAUACUGUAAUUUUAGUGUUUUUUAUUACUGGUGAUCAUGGAUGGUUUUUAAUAGUAGGUACUGUAACUUUUUUUUAUAAAACGACGGUAGCAUACUGUAACUUUUUUUAUUUAUAUUGUAGGGUAUUGUAUCGGUGUCACUAGAGAAAUAAUUUUUUAAUUUUAAAAUAUAUCUGACCUUUAUAUUAAAAAUGGCAAAAACUUUCUUUACAAAACAAAAAAGCAAUAAUUUUCUUUACAUAACUGAAAAUGGCAAAAACGUUCUUUACAAAAGUGAAGAUAACAUUUCUUUUCAGACACUCGAGUGCGAACAGCCGACAAGUACCGUACUGUGUAUUCGGAGCAAAUUCGACACGUUUUAGAAAGCGAAUUCAAAACGUCUGAAUACUUGAAUGCGGACCGAAAACAACUCCUAGCUACACAACUCGAUAUGACGGAGCGACAAAUUAAAAUAUGGUUCCAAAAUCGGUAAGUUUUUUUUAUUAAAAUUGACGUUUAUUAGGUUUGGGAUGGAAUAAGGUUUAGUAUUGCCCGAAAUUACGCUUUUUAAAGUUUUAAAAUUUCCUUUGGGCAGAAAACUGCAUAACUUCUUUUAAUCGUAUAACUUGUCAUCCGCAGGCUGCAAAACUUUAAAAUUUUGAUUAUAUAUUAAAAAAUGGUCAAAACUUUCUUUACAAAACAAAAGAUGGCGAAAAUUUUCUUUACAAAACAAAAAAUGGCAAGAACGUUCUUUACAAAACGAAAAAUAGCAAGACCUUUCUUUACAAAUCAAAAACUGGCAAGAACUUUCUUUACAAGAAAGAAAAUGGCAAGAACUUUCUUUUCAAAACAAAUAUUUUCUUUGGCCGCUCGAUAUUUUGCCACCAAUUUUCGACCGGUCGAUUUUUUCUCGUUAUUUUUCGACCCGUCGAUUUUUUCCCUCAUUCGACUAGUCGAUUUUUUAAAAAUUUUUUAUUGUUUUCUGAAACGUCCAAACUUUUCCCACAACUUUUCGACCGGUCGAUGAAACUUUUACGAAGGUGUCGUAAAGUCUCGCGGUUCCUUCAUGCCACUUUGAUGUGGUAAUCAGAUUAAUUUUUUAUUGUUAUUUAUCUAAAGUUUUGGAGCCGAUCUCGAGUUGCGUCAUUCGGACAAAUCGAGCCGGUCAAUCGGAUCGGUGAGGGCUUUGAGGUUGGGGUCAGGUCUCGCGAGCUAUCAGACAAGGCAUGUUGAUUGAUAAUUGUGAUUCAUUGAGGUGGUGCUGGGUUUUGUAAAAUACGAAUGCUUUUUGUUAGGUAAACAAAUGGACAGAAUUUGCUUUACAAAACAUAAAAUAGCAAAGACUUUCUUUAAAAUUCACAAAAUGGCAAGAACUUUCUUUACAAAACAUAAAAUGGCAAAGACUUUCUUUACAAAACAUAAAAUGGCAAAGACUUUCUUUAAAAUUCACAAAAUGGCAAGAACUUUCUUUACAAAACAUAAAAUGGCAAAGACUUUCUUUACAAAACAUAAAAUGGCAAAGACUUUCUUUAAAAUUCACAAAAUGGCAAGAACUUUCUUUACAAAACAUAAAAAUGGCAAAGACUUUCUUUACAAAACAUAAAAUGGCAAAGACUUUCUUUAAAAUUCACAAAAUGGCAAGAACUUUCUUUACAAAACAUAAAAUGGCAAAGACUUUCUUUACAAAACAUAAAAUGGCAAAGACUUUCUUUAAAAUUCACAAAAUGGCAAGAACUUUCUUUACAAAACAUAAAAUGGCAAAAACUUUUUUAUAAGAAAAAGUUGGAAAAACAAAAUUCAGAAACUUUCUUUACAUUAUAAAAAUGCUACAAAUUAAGCGACAGAACGGCCGAUUUUUUGAAUUUCGGUAAUUGAUUUGCUUCCACGACCUGCGCCCCCCCCCCUUUAGCGCAGGCUGCAGAAUAGAACUUGCUAUCGAUGUGGGUUGAUUUUUUUGCUUUGUAAAGAAAGUUUUUACCAUUAUUCGUUUUGUAAAGAAAGUUCUUGCCAUUUUAUGUUUUGUAAAGGAGGUUCUUUCCAAUUUUCGCUUUGUAAAGAAAGUGUUUUCCCAUUUUGUGUCUUGUAAAGAAAGUUCUUGCUAUUUUUUGUUUUGUAAAGAAAGUUCUUGCCAUUUUUUGUUCUGCAAAAAGUUAUUGUCAUUUCCUAUUAAAUUUUUAAGCGCUUCCGUUACAGUAUCCCAAAAGUCAUAACCAUUCGUUUUGUUGUCAUAAAACCGCAAUUGAUCUGUAAUUUCGCAUAAAUCUCGUAAUCGACCACCAAAAAUAUGGGAGAACAUUUAACGAUCAUGUCGAACAAGUAAUUAAAACGUUAAUGGCCUUUUUUUGUAAUUUGGCGAUAACCGUUCCCUCUUUGUCGGCAAACCGAAUUCACAAAAAAGGCCUGAAAUUGCCUUUUCCAAUCAAAGCUACUACUUAUUUUAAUCGUCGAAGAUAAUUUCGGGUUUUUAUAAAAGUUUUUUUUUGGUUUUUGUCAGUUUUUUUGAGUGUAAUGGUGUUACGGUAGGUCAUACGGAGAAGAAAAGUUAUUUUAAGCUGUCUUUUGUUUAGUAAGUGGAAGGGGAGUUACUUUAGGUUUAAAAUUGUUGUUACUGUAGAUUGAAGAUUAGUGUUACUGUGGCUUGAGUAUUGGUGUUAUUGUGGCUUGAGUAUUGGUGUUACUGUAGACGGAAAAUGUUACUUUUUGCAUAAAUCGUCGAUAUAACUUGUGGACAACUUUCGUAUAACUUGCCGCCCCCACACUGCAGAACCAAAAAUGUUGAUAAUAUUGUGUAAAAAUGGCAAGAACUUCCUUUACAGAGCUUGAAAUGGCAAGGACUUUCUUUACAAGACGUAAAAUGGCAAGAACUUGCUUUACAGAGCUUAAAAUGGCAAUAACUUCCUUUACAUCAUCAUAAACCUAAUUUCAAUAAUCCACCGUACCCCUUUUUGACCUUGUUUUUGAAAACCGGUCUAGUCGAAAAGUCUAUGAUUUCCGGUCGAUUGUAAAUCAUAUUUUACGAGGCUCAAUAUCCCCCUUUCCAAUAACAAUAUGUGGAUCUGUGCUUUUGUUGCGAUUCGAAGGUUUACGACACAGCAUCUGCCAAUUGAGGAAAUUGGACUUGAAAACGGCAUUUUUGUCUUUUCUUAUGUUAAUACCAUUAAAACAGUUGUUUUGUAAAGAAGGUUCUUGUCACUUCUUGCUUUGUAAGUUCUUGCAUUUAUUUAUUGCACCGUAUAAUUUGCUGCCCGCAGGCUGCUGUUGGUCAAACCGAUAAAAUGAUGUUUUGUAAACAAAGUUCUUGCCAUUUUCAAUUUUUGCGAAGAAAGUUCUUGCGUUUUGCUGUUUUGUAAAGAAAGUUCUUGUCAUUUUUUCCAAAAAUUUAGGUAAUUUUUAAAUAUUUUCGCAAUUUCAAAACAAAUUUUAAUUUCUCCUCCAAAACGCCAUAAAAAGUUACAGUAUUACUGAAGCGGUAAGAAAAUAAAAGUUGACCUCGCCAAAUGCGGGGGUGGUAAAACUGACACGGCCCUCCGCCAUUUGCGAUCAAUUAGCGUCGCCUGAGAAAUUCAACAGUUGAGCGGGUCUUUUGUCAUUCAAUAAUAAUAUUAUGGUGGUAUAAAUAAAUAAAUGUGAAGAAUUUCGUGAAAAAAAGGAAGAUAUUAAAAAGCGAAGUAACAUAUUUUUAAAAUUUUUAAAAUCCUUGAUAUUUAAAUAAAGUUAUUGCCACUUUUUGCUUUGUAAAGAAAGUUUUUGCUAUUUUUAUUCUGUAAAGCAAAUUUUUCAAUUUUUCGUUUUGUAAAGAAAGUUCUUGCCAUAUUUUUAAUUUUUAAUUUGCUAUUUGAUCGUUUUGCAGCCUGCGCGGGUCAAGUUAUACGGAGAAUUAUGCUUGCAGACUUUAUUAAUAUAAAAAACAAUUUUUUAACACAAAAGGAUUAAAAAUGACAAGAAAUACUCAUUAAAUGACAACUAGACUAAUUUUUCUUAUUUUCAGCCGAGCCAAGGACCGAAAGCGAGGUAAAAGCAAAAUGUCACCACUAUCAGGGGGAAUGUACUAA